Meira miltonrushii is the source of this 3170-nucleotide messenger RNA. RefSeq lists its product as uncharacterized. The record is from RefSeq and is a predicted model, not a curated record. Bases 315 to 3098 code for a protein of 927 amino acids. Gene Ontology annotation, biological process: negative regulation of rDNA heterochromatin formation; negative regulation of silent mating-type cassette heterochromatin formation. NCBI's taxonomy places the organism in Eukaryota, Fungi, Basidiomycota, Exobasidiomycetes, Exobasidiales, Brachybasidiaceae. The transcript has a single exon. Gene Ontology annotation, cellular component: Rpd3L-Expanded complex; Rpd3L complex.
GUUAAAGGCAAAAGUGCAGAUAAGACAUCUUAACCAGCAUUUACUUCAAACCUUCUUGCGUGUAUGUAUUCUGUACAUCUUUCAUCAAAACCAACAUCACAUUCCAUGACCAUCUUUAUCAACACAUUCAAUUCACAGUAGGAAAAGUGAUCAUUGAGAGCAGUCGUGUGCAAUCUUUUAUCGUUCUUCCAAGCCGGAUACAUGCUCAAGAGUGAUCAUUGAUAUCCCUAUCUCACCCUUCAACCUCAAAAGCAUCACGUACUGUGCAGCCACCCAUCGAUCGUCUAAACAGAACAUAAUCCUGACUGGCAACUAUGUCUUCGACACGUGGACGAAGUGCCGCUGCCGAUGAAGCAGAAAAUGCUUCUGUUGCCGUUGCAAAUGAAGAAGCGGCAGCAGAUGUAGCCCAAACCACAACUGACGAACAGCCAACCAAUGGCAAUGAUGCCGAUGCUGCUGCAGACGAAAACGACGAAGAUGCAGGCGGAAGUGGCGACUCAUCCAGCGCAACCACAUCACGUAGCCGAAAUACCAAAAAGCGUGCUUCAAGCAGAGGCAAAAAAGGUAAAGCUUCAAGAUCACGCAAUUCAAAGAACUCACAAUCCGUCGAAGCAGAUGAAGAUGCUUUCGUUGAUGCAAGUACAGGAAAUGCAGAUGCGGAAGGAGAGGCAGAUACAACGAUCAAACAAGAAGAAGCGGAUGCAGCACAAGGUGAUUCAGAAGAAGGUACAGAAGAAGAGAAAGCUGCCAGGCGACAGCGAUCCACAAGCGGAAUCAAAGAGUUAGCUGGGCUUGGAUUGCAGUCCCUUGGCGAUGGACAAGAGGAGCCAUUGAUGCCUCGAAGAAGCAGAAGAUCAGCAAUGAGUCCCAACGAAGCUUCACGUAAAACUGCAAAGGAAGAAGAAGAAGGUGCAGAGGAGCCAGAAAUUGAGGCAGGGAAAGAAGAACCAUCCGCCGAUAAUGCCGUUGAGGAGGUGGAUGAAAAGCCAGCCCCUGAAGAACCACCAGUCGAAAAUGCUGAGGUAGUAGAGGGGGACGCGAUCGAGGAACCAGCUCAACCUGGCAUGGAAGAAGACGAUGGCGAUGAAGGUGUGACAAGAUGCUUAUGCGGCAGCACAGAUGAGAACGUCGGUCUAAUGAUUCAAUGCGAAGAGUGCAAGUGUUGGCAACAUUGUAUCUGUAUGGGAAUGAUGACCGAAUCGCAAUGUCCGGAUGUGUAUUAUUGUGAACAGUGUAGGCCCGAGCUACACGUUCCCCUAUUGCGGAUAUUGGGAGUCCUUCCAUCAGUCAAAGGAGCAAAGAAAGGAUCAGUCAAGACUCACCACAACCGACAAGGUGUUCGCGAUUCAAGCAAAGAACUCAAAGAGGCUAAAGAGGCAGUACUAGCUCUAGCAAAAGAGAAUGAGAAUCGAAGGUUAGAAGGAAGAGAUCCAGUUACUGGAUGGACAGUGAUGCAACAACAGGAACAAGAAUCUUUACGUCAAUCAGUGGAUCAUUCGGAAGAACAAGCCAGACUAGGAUUAGGAAGCGCUUCGCACAAACGACAACAAUCAGAUUCAACCCGCGUACAAAGGUCUGCCAGUCGAGACGAUAUUCCAGUGCCCAAAAGUCCACCAAAAAGACGCAGUACGAUGAACAGUCGCGAUUCAGUGUAUGGCUGGGAACCCAUUCCGCCUGGACUGCUUAAUGAAGAUGAAGUAUGGGACGCGGAAGCCAGAGAGGCACAUGAGGAAGCAACUCGUAAGCGCAAGCGUGGUGGAAGGGACGAAGAGAACGCACCUUCUCAUCCAGCAAAUGGACAGACAGCUAAUGAUGGCUAUCCCAAGAGGAGACGUACGAGUCCCGGCGUAGAAACGAUUGAUGAGGAAGGCUUGGAAGGCGAAGAGGAAGAAGAAGGUCCAGCUUCACAACCAUCCAAAAGAGUCGCUGCAUCUUCUCAGAAACGUAAUGCGAAAGACCCUGAUCGUCCAAAACACCCGAACCAAUACACAAAACGAGCAGCAGCCGCAAACGCAGCAGCAUCUGGCACGGAAACAGGACCUGGUCCAAGCCCACACAAGACUCGUGGCGAUGGCACAAGACGGUCCAAUCGAGAGACUGCUGGAAGUAGUCGUAUGGGCACGCCUGUCCCUGGAGAAAGUUCUUCUAGUCGCAAAGGUGAUGGUACUUGGGGCCUUCCUGAUCAUCUUGCGCACUUGUCCUUCCUUUUGCCACCGGGUGUGGGACCUGAGCUACUCAAAGUCAGCGUGCCAUCAUCCAAGAGCGGUCCAAAAGGUUCAGCGAGCACCGGAUCUGGUGCUACACGAGAUGCAAAGACGGAUCGAAUCAUCAAAGCAUCACCACAGCCGUUCAAUAUUAUCAAUUUGACGGAAAGCACAACAAAGAUCAAAUACCCCGGCAAACGAAUGACGAUGGGAGAAAUGCGAAAGAGAGUGAGAAAUAUUUUGGAAUUCGUUAGUAGAUUACAAAUCGAAAGUGUUGAACGUGAAAGAAGGAUGAAAAUUUUAGGAAUCUCUCGUGAUCCAAGUAGCGGUGCGAUCACCAGCGGUCCAAGCAGUGAACCGAAAGAAUCUCAGAGUAGAGAUGAAGAACCUGCUGUUGCUGCUGCAAAAGCUGCACGGGAAGAAGAAGCAAAGACUGCAGAAGGUGUUGCAGAAGCAAAGAUGGAGGAAGCAGACGAAAAUGUCAAUGAAGCGAAAGCUGAAGAAGUAAAGGACACAGAGCAGACACAGGAAGAAGAUACCAGCAUGAAAGAUGUACAAGGCGAUACUGAAGGGGAGAACGCUCCCGAAGCAACUGCUCAAGCUGCUCCCGAAUCAUCUGAGAUCAAGAAUGAGGAGCCUGCAACGAAUGCGUCAGAGGAGAAGGCGCCAAACGAAGAAACUGCUGCAGAGACACCGACUAUUGUCGAUCCUAUAUUGAUUGAGGACAACCCAGCUUCAGAUCCAUCCAAUGCUUCUGGUGUAGCUGCGUUUGCCAACAUUGGAGGAUCAUCAAGUAUGGCUCUGGUAGAUGAAUUGACGAGAGAAUUAUUAGCUUUUCAAACUCGCUUCGGCACAGGAAAUACUGUUGCUAUGUCAUCUGCUCUAGGAUUUUGAGAUGUCCGCUUGUAUUCUUUUUCCGUUUCAGCAUGUAUAAUAGGAUCUGUGUAAUGCAUUUGUUAAACUCGA